AUGGUCGUGGUUGGAAAGUCUCUUGCUAAGUAUGCCUUUUUGUCCAAGUUUCCUCUAGGUGGCGUCCCAAGGAUCAAGAAGGAAAGGUAUGUUAAGAUAAGAUUGUGUAUAUGUUUGUAUGCCUUUUUGUCCAAGUUUCCUCUAGGUGGCGUCCCAAGGAUCAAGAAGGAAAGGUAUGUUAAGAUAAGAUUGUGUAUAUGUUUGUAUGCCUUUUUGUCCAAGUUUCCUCUAGGUGGCGUCCCAAGGAUCAAGAAGGAAAGGUAUGUUAAGAUAAGAUUGUGUAUAUGUUUGUAUGCCUUUUUGUCCAAGUUUCCUCUAGGUGGCGUCCCAAGGAUCAAGAAGGAAAGGUAUGUUAAGAUAAGAUUGUGUAUAUGUUUGUAUGCCUUUUUAUCCAAGUUUCCUCUAGGUGGCGUCCCAAGGAUCAAGAAGGAAAGGUAUGUUAAGAUAAGAUUGUGUAUAUGUUUGUAUGCCUUUUUGUCCAAGUUUCCUCUAGGUGGCGUCCCAAGGAUCAAGAAGGAAAGGUAUGUUAAGAUAAGAUUGUGUAUAUGUUUGUAUGCCUUUUUGUCCAAGUUUCCUCUAGGUGGCGUCCCAAGGAUCAAGAAAGAAAGGUAUGUUAAGAUAAGAUUGUGUAUAUGUUUGUAUGCCUUUUUGUCCAAGUUUCCUCUAGGUGGCGUCCCAAGGAUCAAGAAGGAAAGGUAUGUUAAGUUAAGAUUGUGUAUAUGUUUGUAUGCCUUUUUGUCCAAGUUUCCUCUAGGUGGCGUCCCAAGGAUCAAGAAGGAAAGGUAUGUUAAGAUAAGAUUGUGUAUAUGUUUGUAUGCCUUUUUGUCCAAGUUUCCUCUAGGUGGCGUCCCAAGGAUCAAGAAGGAAAGGUAUGUUAAGAUAAGAUUGUGUAUAUGUUUGUAUGCCUUUUUGUCCAAGUUUCCUCUAGGUGGCGUCCCAAGGAUCAAGAAGGAAAGGUAUGUUAACAUAAGAUUGUGUAUAUGUUUGUAUGCCUUUUUGUCCAAGUUUCCUCUAGGUGGCAUCCCAAGGAUCAAGAAGGAAAGGUAUGUUAAGAUAAGAUUGUGUAUAUAUUUGUAUGCCUUUUUGUCCAAGUUUCCUCUAGGUGGCAUCCCAAGGAUCAAGAAGGAAAGGUAUGUUAAGAUAAGAUUGUCUGCAUGUUUGUCUUGUAUUAAGAUGAUUUAAGUUUGUAUUACAGAUGGAGGAGCCCAGAUGAAAGUUCAGUACUAGACCUGAAGGAAAAUUGUUUCAUUUUAUUUGCCAGAUAUGAUGAUGCAAAAAGAGCAGAGACACAGAAAAUUGCGCCAUUGAUAAAGAUCUGGAAAGAAGCUUAAAGGAAGGACCAAGUGUCAGUCAAGAUGACAGAUGAGUGACAACUCUAUGAAGGAUGAAUUAGAUCUUCAACCAAGUCCAAGGCUUUGCCAUGUAAGCAGCAAGCAGCAAGGAUAGCAGCUGGAUUGAAGAUUAAUUAUUACAUUGAUCUUCAACUAAGUCUGAGGCUUUGUCAUGAAAGAA
Mytilus trossulus (common blue mussel) is the source of this 1512-nucleotide messenger RNA. RefSeq lists its product as uncharacterized. Lineage: Eukaryota; Metazoa; Mollusca; Bivalvia; Mytilida; Mytilidae. Bases 1 to 1182 code for a protein of 393 amino acids. The transcript is spliced from 3 exons. The record is from RefSeq and is a predicted model, not a curated record.